Anopheles nili is the source of this 3781-nucleotide messenger RNA. RefSeq lists its product as uncharacterized. Gene Ontology annotation, molecular function: protein binding. The record is from RefSeq and is a predicted model, not a curated record. Gene Ontology annotation, cellular component: cytoplasm; plasma membrane. The coding region runs from base 98 to 3457 and encodes 1119 amino acids. Lineage: Eukaryota; Metazoa; Arthropoda; Insecta; Diptera; Culicidae. The transcript has 7 exons.
GACUCAAACUGUUAAGCGAGCAGCGAGGCAGAGGCUCGUGCGUGAGUGUAUAUGUGUGUGUGUGUGUGUAAAGUGCCAGCCAGCCACCCACCCAGCCAUGAUCAAGCGGAAUUACGACGUACAGCACGUGGCAGCGUCCACCGGAUUGGCGAGUUCCCGCCACGGAAAAUCGUCCUCAAACCUGCUCGACAAGCUAACGAAGCGAUACUCGGGCGUGCUGGGGGCACGCUUCCUUCGGAAAACCCCUGGCCGGAAGUCGGGUGUAGCGGAACCAUUGUCCGCCAGCUACGACAUGUGCGGAUCACGAUCGGACGACUUCCGGCCCGAAAUCGGUGCCCCGGUGCUCAUUUCAAAAACGACCCGUUUCGACUUCGACACGGACUCGUCACUCGAGCAGCUACCCUUACCAAACCUCCCACCGGCGGGUGGAUCCCCCCGAGGACGCAUGUCCACCCAAACCCCCACCACGUCGGAGGACAGCGAAAACGACGUGUUUGUGGACGCGAACAGUUCGCUGCCGAACUUCGGUGAGAUUAAGUUCACCUUUCUGCCCGAGAGCAACAACAACUGCCGUGGGUUUCAGGACGAAAAUGUGCGCCAGGCGUACGAUGCGACGGGGUUGGUGAAGGGCCGUCGGACGAAAUCCGCCCACAAUCUUCACCUGCCCGAUGGGCGGCUUUCCCUCGUGAAGGCACCAUCUUUGAACAUGUCGGUGUGCGAACCCACGGGGAAUGGUACCGUUUUGUCGUCAGUCCCGAACAGCCCAGCCGUGGAAAGUAUCUACGAUUUCCCGCGGAGCACGCGUUCGGAUGGGAUCCGGAAACCACGGGGUGAAUCGACGUACGAUCUGACUCGAUCGCAUCACGUGCUGAACGAGAUCAGCCUGUCGUUGGUGAGUGAUGGUGAGGCGCAUUUGUACCAGAACCUACCGAGUCCGGGUGAACCGCCGCGGUACGAUGUUCCGCCGGGAUUCCGGCGUGACUCCUCCACGUCCACGAAUGGGGACCAGGACCAGGACGAACGUGAGGACGAAGAAUUCGAUCUAAAGUCAGCGAGUUUCCAGAGUCUGGCUGAUGCAGGACCUGGCGCAGGUCAGUUAGCUGUAUCGAUGGAUGAGUUGGACGAUUUGACACGUCAGAUAAAUCAAUCGACAGUGGCACUUGGACUCGUCGCCGGUCACCCAGACAGUGGGGAAUAUUGUGAACACCGUCAGCAAUUGCACCCAUCCGAACGGAGACUCACGUUGCUGCGGAAUCGAACUGCACCGAGCAAACACCUGCUAGAUUUUGACCGGCGUCGGGCGAAGAUCACGAAAAAAUGGAGCGGAUUUAAGAGCUGGAUCGGUGAGGAACAGGGCCGCAUUCGGGAGGUGGUGCAGAAGCACGCCGCCAUGCAACGUGUCGGUGGGGAACCGGCGGGUGGUGACCGGGUUCGACGCCACAACAGCGAUCUGGCAACGACGGCUGGGAGUGAGCAGGAUACGCGUCCAUCGGUGGAACCGGAACCGGAAACGACGUCACCGGAAUCGAGUGUGGUUCAGCGAGAUCGGACGCUGUCGUCGGAGGAUCGGGAUGGGGCGCGAACGAUUCAGCGGAAGAGUGCGAAUGCGGAGGUUCUAGAGGGACAGAAUGGGUUCGAGGAGGUGCGCCGGUUCGUUAAGCAAGGAGGCGAUUUUGGUAAGGAUUUGAUCGCGAUCUUGCACGAGCGAACGGAGAUCGAGCAGCUGUACGCAAAGUCACUCUCAAAGAUCGCCAACAAGCUGAACAAAGCGUGCCGGGAUCUGCCCGGUACGAUAGCCGAUUCGUGGCGGUCCGUUUCAACCGAGCUGGAAGGACGCAGCGAGGUACAUCGCCAGUUCUCGAACACCCUCGCGGAGGAGGUCGUGAAGCCGUUGAAGGUGAUCAUCGAAAGCCAACACAAGGCGCGCAAAACGAUCGAAACGAACGUAGACAAAUCCUCACGCAUCCUGGCGGAAUGGAGGACGGCCGAAAUUAAAGCAAAGAAGAGCUCACACGCGGCCGCCCGGGACAACGAGAAACUGCAGGAUGCGAUGCUGGACGUGAAACUUCAGCGAACCCCCUCGAUCGGGUUGUUGCACAAAACCACGGAAAAGGACGUGAAGGUGUCGGAAAAGGACACCAGCAAGCUCGAGGGCAAACGAAAGAAGGCCGAAGAAGCGGUCAAAAAAGCGGACGUGGAGUACUACACGCUGUGCAUCCGUGCCGAGCGAGCCCGCGUCGAUUGGGAGAUGUCCGUGCUGCGUGGUUCCUCGAUGCUGCAGACACUGGAAAGCCAACGGUUGGCGCAGUUCAAAACGUACGCCUCCGACUACCUCAAACUGUCGACGGAAAUGAGCCCGCUGCUUACGAAAACGGUCGACCGGUUGAGCCCGCAGGUGACAAUGUGUAGCGUGGCGAAGGAUCUGGACGUGCUGAAGAACAUUCGCCGGGCGACGGAAGGUCCUAGCGAACAGCUUCUGCCCGAUUUCUACUGCGAGCACACGACGCUGGCCAUGAACCGGGAGCGGCGGAAACAGUCGCUCGUCAAGCUGCUGCAGCUCAUCCGCCAGGACCUGGAUCGGGAGCGUCGAUCGCGUAACGGACUGAAGGGAUUCUCCCAAACGCUCGACAAGAACGGUGAAAGCAACCAGAACAUUGCCGAUAAGCUGUAUCACAUACGAUCGAUGCUCACGUACCUGGAGGGAGCCAGAUAUAAGCUGCAAUCAGCGCUGCUGGAACUCGAUCACAAGCCACGCUCGAGUCACCCCCUUGCACAACACAUUCAGAUAACACGCGAUCGUACCGGUUUGCAGACGAGUGUGCUGAAGGUUCCCUUGUGGCUCAAGCACGAUCAGGACGAGACGGAUAGCAACCUGGAAACGGUGACCGCCAACGGACAAACGACAGUGCUCAGUACGGAGGACGGUUCGGACCAGAAUUGCUUGGACAUCAAGAACGAUACGCUGAUCAAGCACAUCGUGCACAAGUACGCCCGAAACGGGUGCAACGGAGAUGACACACACUAUACGACGGGCAAGGCGGGAAAGUCAGCUCUACACGACGACCAUCAUCACGGACCGGCGUGGGAUCGUGGCGUUGCCGAUGGGGUCUCCAAUCAACCUGAUUCGGAUUUUGAUGAGUUUUCCUCCCAAGACGAAGACGAAGAUCGCUGCUCUGUGGCACCGAAGCAGCUUCUAGAGAACGGUUGCCACCCGGCACUGGUGAAUGGCGGUGACACGAACGGAAAUCAUCCGGAUUGUGGCGAAACCGCGCAAUCCGUCGUCAUCGGACGCUGCCGGGCGCUGUUCAACUACACACCAAAGCUUUACGACGAGUUGGAACUACAGCCCGGCGAUAUUCUUGAGGUGCACAUCAAGCAGGAGGACGGCUGGUGGCUAGGGGCAUUGCGCGGUCAGAUUGGCAUCUUCCCGGCGACGUACGUCGAGGAGAUCCCAUAGCCCCGCAACACGGUGCGGAACUGCGUGAUGUAAAUAGUCGGUGUAUUUGUAAAAAAACGCGAGCGAUACACACAAUCGAUUUUAGAAACGGAAGCACACAUUGUAUAAAAUAGCUCAUCAUUAGCGUCGAAUGCAAUCUCUCCUAUUAGGGACCUGGUUUAAGAGAAGCAUCUAGUGUAGAAGGUAGCAAACAAAUCUUAAACUAUCGAAUCGCCGCGGCGAAAGAACUUUGUACAUAUAGGGAAAAAUACGCAGAGGUAAAACUCCAUCGAACGCUCCAUGAACCGAUGGUGAAGAUGGUUGUGCGGAACCGAAAUAAAGCGA